AUGAAACUCCUCACCUUCUUCUACUUGAUGUUUCUCAUCAUCUUGAUGCAGUUAAGCAGCACUGUGUUGUCACUGAGUAGUAGUACUCAUCAUUCAAAGAUAUGCAAUGGUUCCAUAGGAGAAUGCAAUGAAGAAGGUGAAGAAUUAAUGGAGUCAGAAAUAAGCAGAAGGCUUUUGGAACAAAGAAGAUACAUUUCUGAAGGAGCUCUAAAGAGAGAUAGACCAGUCUGUAAUGGUGGUGCAGGUGGUGAAGCUUAUAGUAAAUCUGAAGGGUGUAUUCCUCCACCUUCAAAUCCUUAUAAUAGAGGAUGUUCUAAGUAUUAUCGUUGUAGGUCUGAUUCUUGA
Lathyrus oleraceus (garden pea) is the source of this 345-nucleotide messenger RNA. Its product is annotated as protein RALF-like 32. The record is from RefSeq and is a predicted model, not a curated record. Gene Ontology annotation, biological process: calcium-mediated signaling. Gene Ontology annotation, cellular component: plasmodesma. The coding region runs from base 1 to 345 and encodes 114 amino acids. NCBI's taxonomy places the organism in Eukaryota, Viridiplantae, Streptophyta, Magnoliopsida, Fabales, Fabaceae. The transcript has a single exon.